AUGGAACCUCCAAAGGCCAAAAUCACCCAUAAGAAACGUGGCAACAUCUACUUUGCCGGUACAUGCUUGGUUUCUGGACCAUUUGAAAUCAAAGACAAUGAAAUGUUUGGAGCAGAGGGCGGGAACAAAGCGAUGAAGGCCAGUGUGGAAAAAAAGAAGGGAAUAAAAACGAAGAUUAAUGCUCUUCAGGAUUCACUGUUUAUGAAGCGGAACUCAAGGCUGGGAAAGAAACCACCGCACAGCACUAUAAAGUAUCAGCACAUAAAGCACUACUAUCAGUAUGCUCAAGAGGAAAAUAUUGUCAUUUUGGCACUGCAACAGCCAAAAAUGCGGAAGCAGUACAUCGCCCUGAAGUUUGAGGAUGCAGCCACGACCGCAAAGUUUUGUGACAUUGUCCAGUACGCAUCAGUUGCACCCAGUCACAACCUGAAAAAUGCUGCUCCAAUGCCAGAACCUCCUGUUGUGAUGGCGUCCGGUCGUCAAAGCGCGCAAAGUCCGUCGGCACCAGCGAGUGUGAUUGAAGAAACAGCUGUUUCACCACCCAGAGCAUUAACGCCCUCCCGGCCAACAGAAAACCAAAUGAUACUGGCCUCGAACAAUUUUCAUCCCCUCUCUGUGCUCACAAAGAAUGGAACAGCGGAAAAUUCUCUAAAUGACAUGUGUAGUAUCUGUGGUGCCGUUGGAGAAGGUGGUCCCAUGGAAUUAAAAGUACUUCGAGUUGACGUAGAUGGACAACCAAAGAUAUCACCAGAUGGUGCAGUCUAUAUGUAUAGCAGCACUAAACGGCUCACGCCGGAGGAUUCAGAAAAUGUCAGCGGUUAUCAAAGAAGACCUUCUCAAAUUCAUCCUUCUCAAACUCAAUCUUCUCAAAGUCAACCUUCUCAUCAUCGUCAUCGACAUCAUCGCAAUGAUGAUGAUUACAAAAAGAACAAGGAAGAAACGGAAUACAAAUUUCAGUUCUUGAGGUUAGACAAUAGCAGUAGCAGCAGUGACAGUGAGGAUUCAAUCAGUGGAGGGCCAAGGAGCGGUGGCACAUUUAACAUACGACAUAUCUGA
Dibothriocephalus latus is the source of this 1056-nucleotide messenger RNA. The record is from the annotation of a GenBank genome assembly. Lineage: Eukaryota; Metazoa; Platyhelminthes; Cestoda; Diphyllobothriidea; Diphyllobothriidae.